CCACACCAGUGCCGCCCAUGGAUACCUACAACACCAGAGGUCACAGGUACCUAGUCGGCUUUUUAAAAAGGAAAAUUAUAAAUGAGUUUUAAGAUAGGUGAGCAAAGUGCAAAUUUCCAUGUGAAACCAACGAUGAGUUAGUGCCGCAUAUUGUUUGUUUACCCACUAGCGAGUGCGCGGCAGAGCGCGGCCGCCGGCCCGUGGGGGAGGGGCUCUGGCACCUCGCCAAGUCGCCACCGGAACGCGGUCACUCACCAAAACAUACUGAUUUCUCGAGAAAAAUAAGAAACCACAGCGCAUCGCUCGCAGAGCUCGGCGGUACGUGGACUGUGUUGGUUAUACUACACGUUCAGCUGCUACCGAUAAGGACCCGCUUGCUGCGGCCGCAACAUUGAGGUCGCAUGAGCUGUGACCUGCACCGCGCGGCGCACUGUCCUCUUGUCCUCGUUUCGAAGUGAGGCCAAGCGAGAGCUGCGGCAGAUGCUGCGCACGCACAUCCAUACCAACUAACUGAAUUGUGGUGUAACGCCUACUCCAAGGUCCCUAGAGUUGUAGAACAAGAAGCAUGUCCCCGUGAGUGGCCCAUGGACGCGGUGUACCCGCCCUCGGCGUCGGCGCUGGCGCGCGGCCGCCGCCUGCGCCGCGCCGACACGCGCCUGCGCCAGCGCACCACGCCCGUUACCUUCGCCGAGAUCAAGGAGGUGGACGAGGAGAGCGCGGAGGUGGAGGUGUGCGGGGAGCGGCGGCGGCCCGACGUGCUGGAGGAGCGGCUCGGCCGGCAGUUCGCCGAGUUCCGGCGCCGGCGCGCGCGCCGCGACCUGCUGCUAGAGCACGAGUCCCCGCCGCCCGCGCCCGCCCCGCACCCCGCGCCGCACCCCGCGCAGGGACUGCCGCGCGCCGGCAGCGAGCCCGCCGAACUGCACCGCCAGGCGCAACCCUGACUCUUGUUCAAGCAGAAAUAAAAAACUGAAGUGAAGCUAUUUUGACGCCGGUAUUUGCUAUUAUGCCACAUUAUGGGUAAUCUGUACCGUGCACGUCGUCAAGUCGGAAGGAAUUUGGUAUAACAAACUUUUUUCUGAGAAACACGAAGGUAUACCCGGUAGCAAUGAUUUCUUAAAUCUUAAGCUAUAAAUUAUAGGGACACUUCGUGGCCAAAUAACUAGAAAAUGUGAUGACCACGCGGGAACAGGACAGCGAUGUACGUUGGGUGCAGUCAUUACAGUGAAAUAAAACACGCUGGGACUGUAUUCAAGUGUUGUAUUAUCAAUGUACAAUAUAAUAAAUAGCUGUGGCCCGCCUCGCGGGACUCAAUAAAUACAAGUUCUAUGUGGCUACACUAGCUCUGUAUCUGUACAACUGUACACCACGUUCACCUAUCCUAAAUUAUGUAUAUUAUUUAUAAAAAGUAUCAACAAUUUUCCCUACUAAAUUGUCCUCGUUAUAUCAGGCUUAUUUAUAUUACAUUAACUUAAUUGUAAACAGUCAUAAACAGUUUCCGUAUUGUUCUAAAUUGAUUUCGUUUACGUAGGCAAGUGACAUAAUGCGCGUCCGCUGCGCAUGCGUGUCGCUGUAACAAUAUAACAAUAUCUUACUGCAGUAGUUGGCACCUCGUCGUGGACCUCGCCACGGUAACUAACGAGUAACAACAUACAAAAACUAAUAUUAUUCAUAAUAAUUUAUUAUCGUAGGGGCACUGCUUAGUCUAACUCGGGCGGCAACGUCUCUAUGUACAACUUGUCACUAAUCUAGGGGCCGUACACGGUACGGCGGUAUACAUUCAACUGUAAAUAUAAUUGUAGCAAUAUAAUCGACUCGUAAAUAUUCUUAUGUCAAUAUUUUUCUAAAUAAAUAAUUAAUUUGUCAUAA
Spodoptera frugiperda (fall armyworm) is the source of this 1866-nucleotide messenger RNA. RefSeq lists its product as uncharacterized. NCBI's taxonomy places the organism in Eukaryota, Metazoa, Arthropoda, Insecta, Lepidoptera, Noctuidae. The transcript has 4 exons. The coding region runs from base 585 to 941 and encodes 118 amino acids. The record is from RefSeq and is a predicted model, not a curated record.